GCAGCUCUGGAAUUGGGCACUCACAUCUGACAGACGUGGCCCAUUUUGACAAACAUCUGCUGUGCCACAGGGCUUGGAGUGAGGCUGCUCCUUGCAGCCCAUCUGCAGGUCACACUAGUUAAGUUCAGCCAGAACAUUUUUGCUGUUUAUAAAAUAGUUAUAUUGCUAACAAACGCGUGAGAAGGGAUGGUGUUGUGCAUUUCAGUAAACCAGACAAGUGGAAGUGCUGACACUCACAUACUGCAAGAUUUCUUCAGGUAAUCUGACUGAAGCUCUGGCUGAUGGUGCUGCAGUGUGCUUUUCUGCACCGUUCUAACUUUUACAUGGAAGUUGUAGUCAGCCUUUAUACAAGCAAUGUGUGCUUUCUGAUAAAGCUUGUAGGUGCAGCUCUUGCAUAUUUCACCAGGAAUAAUGGGGAGAUCUCCUGAAAGCAUGGGCUCUUCUCAGUGGCCGGCCCAUAAUUUUAUGGCCAAACAAAUGCUAUCCUCCCAUCUCCUCUGCAGCAGAACUGCAUUCUGCGUUGAUGCAGAUAACCUCAGAAGUUGUUUGCUAUGUGUGUGGUAACUGCUGAGUCCCAGCCUGAGCACCUGGGAAAGGACCCGGUCGGCCUUGGGAGCACAGGUGAAGGCAGUUCAGCUGUAGUCCUCACUGAAGGCUGCCACUGGGAAAGGAUCUCCUUCUGGAGAUCUCUCCUUGGUGAAGCUUUCUCCUGUGAAUCUGGAAUCUUCUGAUACGGGAAUACAUAAUCCGUGUUCAGAGAGGAGUUUCAGCGGAAAACAGUUGGCAGAUUGUGAGGCGAUACAGUGACUUCGACUUGCUUAAUAAUAGCUUGCAGAUCUCAUCUCUAAGUCUACCUCUUCCUCCAAAAAAACUGAUUGGAAACAUGGAGCGUGAAUUCAUAGCAGAAAGACAGAAAGGACUGCAGGCCUAUCUCGAUGUGAUUACUUCCCAUCACAUACUGUCUAACUGUGAACUGGUAAAAAAGUUCUUGGAUCCAAACAGCUAUUCUGUAAACUACACUGAAAUUGCCUUACAGCAUGUUUCAAUGUUCUUCCGAUCAGAGCCAAAGUGGGAGGUAGUAGAACCAUUAAAAGAUAUAGGUUGGCGAAUACGUAAGAAAUAUUUUUUAAUGAAGGUAAAGAAUCAACCAAAGGAACGGCUGAUGUUAAGCUGGGCUGAUCUUGGCCCUGAUAAAUACUUGUCUGACAAAGACUUACAGUAUGCUGUGAAACUUCUUUCUUCCUGUUCUCAUCCCUAUAUUUACAAAGUCACUUUUGCCACCGCCAGUGAAUCUUCAGCACUGGUUAUUAGACCAUUCAAUGAAAAAGGGACGCUAAAGGACCUGAUUUAUAAGGCCAGACCAAAAGAUCCCUUCCUGAAGAAGUAUUGCAAUCCUAAGAAAAUUCAAGGUCUCGAACUUCAACAGAUAAAGACAUAUGGAAGACAGAUACUAGAGGUAUUGAAAUUCUUGCAUGAGAAGGGAUUUCCGUAUGGCCAUCUUCACUCUGGCAAUGUAGUGCUGGAUGGGGACACGUGCAAGUUGCUGGAUCUGGAAAAUUCCUUGUUGGGACUUCCAUCCUUUUAUCGAUCGUACUUUUCACAGUUUCGAAAAAUUAAUACUUUAGAAGGCAUUGAUGUACAUUGCUUUGGGCACUUACUGUAUGAAAUGACAUACGGAAGACCCCCAGAUACAAUUCCAGUAGACAGCUUCCCUCCUGCACCAUCAAUGUCUGUUGUGUCUGUGUUGGAAUCCAUUCUGACUUGUGAAGCUAUGAAGAAUGGCAUGCCAACUGUUUCACGGCUCUUACAGAUGCCAUUAUUCAGUGAUGUCCUGCUAACAAACUCUGAGAAACCACAGUUUAAGAUUCCUACGAAGCUAAAAGAAGCACUGAAAACGUCCAAGGAAUGCAUAGAAAAAAGAUUAACAGAAGAACAGAAAUUGAUUCACCAGCACAGAAGGCUGACAAGAGCUCAGUCUCAUCACGGCUCUGAAGAAGAAAAGAAGAAAAGGAAGAUCUUAGCAAGAAAGAAGUCAAAACGCUCUGCCUAUGAAAGUGCGGAAGAACACUCAGCAAAAUACAGCAACUCAAAUAACUCAGCAGGCUCUGGGGCGAGUUCCCCAUUAACAUCUCCAUCAUCCCCCACUCCGCCCUCUACAGCAGGAGCAUCAUCGAUACCCCCAGCACCACCACCGCCACCCCUGCCACCAGCAGCUCCUCCUCCAAAUACAGAGGUGCCAACACAGCCAAGCUCACAGCCUGCUGUCAGUGCGAGCCGAGGAGCCUUACUCAGCUCCAUUCAAAACUUUCAGAAAGGAACUCUGAAGAAAACACACACGUGUGACUACAGUGCUCCCAGGAUCAGCUGAGGCUGACGGUUACACCAGGAUUGAAUUCCCCCUCCCGCUCCUGUGCUGUCCAGGAACAAGGCCCUUCUGACCAGCAACUGAUUCACCAACGCAUACAGCAGCUAGUCAUGCAGUAGCUCCUUUUACCUCUGUUUCAGCUUUACACAAGUAGCAGCACUACCCCAUCUGCACUGCGUUGCCAUGCUAAGUACUCCAUUCUUUAUUUGGUUUCAAGGAUUUUGUUUUCUAGCUGCAGUUUCAGGUACAGCAACUUCUGCGUGGCUGAAUAAAACUGAGAAUAGGAAUGGCCACGAUCAAGGUGAAUUAAUGCAUUUUUUAGUUCUAUUCUUCUCACUUUUUUUUUGGUCAAAUUACAAGAAUCUACUUCUAACCUGCCCUUUUUCAACACUGGUCAUCCAGCAGUAACUCAUUUAACUUCCUGCACUGAAUCAGCAUAUUUUGUUUGAGAUAAUCCAAAAAGAACCCAGCCAAAACCAACCAACAAAACAACCCAUAAAACAUACUGCACAGGUGAGGGAACUGGAGAAUUAAAUCUUAUUCCCACCAUUUUUGCUGAUGGACUAAGAAUAGUGUCUCAGACUUGUUUAAAUGGACAUCCUACCUGCAACUCUAAGGGAAAGUGUUUUUUAAAUAAUAGUUGAAAUGGAAGUUAAUAGGGCACUGGGAUAUUAUUCAUGAUUUAGUUAAAUGCAAACUUACUUCAAGUUAAUUUUACAGCUUAUACUUUAUUGAAAGAUCAUUUUUCGAUUUGAUUAAAACCUUAAACAAAUUGCACUUUAAAGGAUUAUAGAUAAUCCAUUUUUUAAAAUUCAAGUACAUCCGUGUUUGUAACUAUGCAGAGAAUGUCUGUACAGUUUCAUGUAACCUGUGAUAUUCAGUCAUUUUUAUUAAAAUGUUAAUGGAGUUCCUCCA
Lagopus muta (rock ptarmigan) is the source of this 3280-nucleotide messenger RNA. It is a transcript of the gene PXK, whose product is annotated as PX domain containing serine/threonine kinase like. The coding region runs from base 884 to 2368 and encodes 494 amino acids. Gene Ontology annotation, biological process: endosome to lysosome transport; protein phosphorylation; early endosome to late endosome transport. Gene Ontology annotation, molecular function: protein kinase activity; phosphatidylinositol binding; ATP binding. The transcript has 18 exons. Lineage: Eukaryota; Metazoa; Chordata; Aves; Galliformes; Phasianidae. The record is from RefSeq and is a predicted model, not a curated record. Gene Ontology annotation, cellular component: late endosome; early endosome; extrinsic component of endosome membrane.